This is a messenger RNA of Tarenaya hassleriana, 818 nucleotides long. RefSeq lists its product as uncharacterized. The record is from RefSeq and is a predicted model, not a curated record. The transcript has 3 exons. The coding region runs from base 150 to 542 and encodes 130 amino acids. NCBI's taxonomy places the organism in Eukaryota, Viridiplantae, Streptophyta, Magnoliopsida, Brassicales, Cleomaceae.
AAAGGGGCGACAAAGGAGAAGCAAGGUCUGCAAAAAAGGAACGCGAACAAUUGAGCUUUGUUGCAAGAUUCUUGGAGAAACAGGAAUCGCUUGACUGGAGAAAAGCCCUUUUUCACCAGGAGGGUCAUUGUUCACACUCUCCGACUUCCAUGGAGCAUUCAGUUUCAGAUAUCUCAAAUGAGGACAAAACAACAGAAUCCAGUCUUCCCAAGACCAUUGCAGAGCCACGGGUAAUCUCUCCAGGGUCCAAUGCCGGUGCAGGAGCCAAGAGAGAAAUUUGGCAAAGCCAUGGAUUUCUCUUUAACGAAAAGAACCGUGAUGACAGAGACCGACAACUUUCAGUGGAAUUAAACAUGGAAGCUUCCAUUUUAGCAGAAGACGUAAUACGGGCAGGUGGGUUCGGGGCUAAGGAUGACAUAAGCAGCUUUCUUCCAGUUGCAAGUGACUCAACCGACUUUGAGGAAUCGAUCCGUGUUGCUCGAGACUACGAGGAGGCACAAGGGGAGGUUCAUAGGCCUGGUCUGGGUUGGCCUAAAGAGUAACAAUAUGGCUACAAUUACAGACAACGUCCUGGACUUGAAAAACUGAGAUAGGUGUUUUUAGUGUCUCUGAGCUGUGUAGUUCUGUUCUGUCUGAUUUGAGAGAAAGAUGUUUCUGACAUGGAAAGUUCCAUAAAUGUUUUUCUGUCUCUCUCUGAAAAAAAAGAGUCUUCCGAAAUGGGCUUUGCCCCCCUUUUCAUCUCCUUCAUAGAUAUCUGACAAAAAGCAAGAACAACACAUUAAUGUUAUUGUUCAUGAACAAGGUGAUAUAUUCGUUUA